AAACGUUCAGGUAAGUUUUUAGCCCUCUCUUAAGUAAAACAACAGCAAGUUAAUGUAAUUUCAGAAUGUAUCCGCGUAGUAUACUAUAACUCAUAUUCAGACUAUAUUUAGUGAGAAAAUGAAAACUUACAAACUAGGAUCAAACAAAAUAUACUUAUGUAAUGUUAAUGAUUAAGAAUGUAAUCAAUGGGGACUUGUAACUGCUUCUCUCCAAACACUCUUUCCACAAUUAUUUUUGGGAAUCAACUGUUUUGAAUAGUUUAAGCCACGUUUGAUUCUCUCAACUCAAUUAUUUCUUCUUAAACAUUCAGUUUUAAUUUAAGUACUUAGGAAAAUAAUUUUUUAAACCCUUAAAACCACAUCAUAAUCCAAAAACCAAACACAUCUUUCAAUCCAAAAAGAAAAACCAUUUCUCAAAAAGAAAAAGAGCAUGAGUAACGGUGGACGACAAAACAAGAACAAGGUAUUGAGAAUACUCUCAACACCUUUUAGAGCCUUAAACAAGUUCUACGUGAGAAGCAUCACCGGUUGCGUAGCUAGGACUCAUUAUUACUCCUCCGCUUCGGUCUCUGAUCCUUUCUCAAGAAGCCGGAGCUCCUCCUCUGCUGCCUUCUCCUCCUCCGCAUCUUCCCGGAGAACCACGGACCUCGGGAUUGACGAUGAUUACAGCGAGCUAGUGAGAGCUGCGUCGGUUAGAAGUUUAGGGCACAAGAAUGAGAUCGACAUGUUGAUACAAGAGAAGCUGAAGCAAGGAGGCUUGCCGAAGAGCUCAAGCGUAGGGAUGGCGAGGAUAGAUGAAGAGGGAGAAGCAGAGGAAGGAUCUGUGAAUACAAAGACGAAGAAAGUCUCUGAUCUCUACCCUUGUAGCAAAUCCUAUGCUGUUACUGGUAGCCCUAAAUUUUAGUAUUUUUCUUGUUUGUCUUCGAUUUUUUCUUUAUUUUAGUAAUCUGUGGAUUGAUUAUGAUAUUUUUAGCUCGAUUCUGCAACAAGAAAUAAUAAUAUAAGAAGAACUCUUAUC
Brassica oleracea var. oleracea is the source of this 1018-nucleotide messenger RNA. RefSeq lists its product as uncharacterized. The transcript has a single exon. Lineage: Eukaryota; Viridiplantae; Streptophyta; Magnoliopsida; Brassicales; Brassicaceae. The coding region runs from base 431 to 904 and encodes 157 amino acids. The record is from RefSeq and is a predicted model, not a curated record.